Messenger RNA from Cadophora gregata, 5016 nucleotides. RefSeq lists its product as uncharacterized. The coding region runs from base 791 to 3424 and encodes 877 amino acids. The record is from RefSeq and is a predicted model, not a curated record. The transcript has 3 exons. Gene Ontology annotation, molecular function: protein tyrosine phosphatase activity. NCBI's taxonomy places the organism in Eukaryota, Fungi, Ascomycota, Leotiomycetes, Helotiales, Ploettnerulaceae. Gene Ontology annotation, biological process: protein dephosphorylation.
UACUAGGUUGAACACAGCCUUGCGCCGACUUCUUGUGGCAAUUUGAGCUCCCCUGAGCAAGCUUCCUAACGGCCGAUUAUUGUGCAAGUGACUCGACUCCCCCUCGUCCCCCCCCCCCAAUAUCCCCUCGAGCCCUCCUCUCCCUCCUCUCCUUCCCGCUGUUGACUGUCAUCGUCCAAGCCACAUCCUCCUGUGUCCGUCCUCCACCGGACUUUCGUCCUCUCUCUAAUAAAUACUCCUCACGCCACGCCACCCCAUAACUGUCUUCACAACAAAUUGCGAGUUGGUCGUGCUACUCAAUCAACUCUUCAUACUUCUGCUCUCUUUCUCUUCUGACCUUUUUCUUCCGAAUCCUCCACGGUCCAGAGCAGCGAAACGAAGAUCCCUCAAGACGAUCUCUCAUCCACCAAAGAGCUAAUCCGGCAUACAGACCGCCGAUCCUAAAACCCUGGAAUCCAAAACUACACAGCCCUUCGAGCUUCCUUACCGUCGUCUGCCUUCCAGUCCCUCCUUUCGCCGCACCCUUCGAGCGUCAUCAGUCCAGCCGCAAGUCAGGACAACCAAACACCUCCCAACUCUCCGCCCAGCUUCCCUUUCCUUCUCUUGACACAACCCCAUCACAACCUCAUAAACCAUUCAAUAAAGCCACACGAAUAAAAUUGGUCGACUCGAGCAUGGUCGCAGUAUACACAUGAUCACAAUGGAUUCCCGAAGACGAUAAAGAUCACACUUACCACGGCGUUGGAUAUCAAAAUCGACUCUCCUCGUGCAGACGACUGAAACUCCCACGAUGGUAACGAAGACCUCUACAAGACCGCCACCGCGGUCAGCACACUCCCAUUCACAUUCACAAUCGAGUCGGACCUCUUCGAAAUCCACUACAACCCCUUCAAACUCACUACCUCGAGUUGCUGCGUCAGUGGGCCAGGCAUACCCUCCAAGCAACCCGCCUUUCCUUCGAUCUCCCGCAAUCCAUAAUGACGUCCGCACACCGAGUCCAAAUUAUUUUGGCCUCAUUGUUGACCCCGCCAGUGAUCCACGAGACUCUGGCGCAGGCCCUAAGGACAAUUGGAGCCCUCCUUCGUCAUCGAUCCGCUCAUUUGGAGCAGCAUCACCAAGACAUCUUCCAUUAGAUGCGAACCCAGACUUUGCAGCUUUCAGAAGACAAACAGAAGGGGCUAAUGCUUUCAACCUGGGCCACGGGAAUUUAUCACACUUUGCAUCAACACCAAGCGCACACUUACGUCAGAAGCCGGAGAGACGGCCAACAAGAUCUGAUACACAGGAUAAUACAUCCCCCAAAUCAAGACCGCAACCUAGGCAUGAUAAGCCAGAGAGAAUGGACCUUGACGGGGGACCUUCGUUGAAUGCCCCUUCGUUCUUCGACAUCCCCCGGCAACAGUCCCCGGCGCCUAUGAACGAGCAUAAUUCUCCUCUGCAACGUAAUGUUCUCUCAAAUCUAGAUGAUAGGCACCCCCGCCUCUCUUUACCACAAAACAAAGCGGAUCCCCCGUCACCACAAUUGAAACUGCAGCAGCGGACAAGCCACCACAGAGCUGAUACUCUUCCAUCAUCAUUAGAAGAUGGUCCUGCGCUGAUCUCACCAGCUCAGCUGAGAGACAUGGUGGAACGAAUGCCUCCGUCACAGUUUCUGUUAUUGGAUCUUCGAGUUUUCCCACAGUUUUCCCAGUCGAGAAUUCAUGGUGCUCUGAACUUGUGCAUUCCCACGACACUCUUGAAGCGACCAUCAUUUAACCUUCAGAAACUGCAGGAUACAUUUACAAAUGACAGCGAGAAGGCCAGAUUUGCCGAAUGGAAGAAAGCCAAGUAUAUUGUUGUGUAUGACGCUUUCUCUUCCGAAAAGAAGGAUGCUGUCUCCGCGGUCAAUACACUGAAGAAAUUUUCAAAUGAAGGUUGGAAGGGAAACUCAUAUAUCGUUCGGGGCGGUUUCGCGGAUUUUGCGAAGAGUUUCCCACAUCUUCUUGACAACCGCUCUAGCCAAGAGAUGCAGUCAUCCAAGAUCAGUCUUUCCCUAGGUACCUCGGGUCCUGAUGUAGCUCCUGUUGCUGGUGGUUGCGUUAUGCCAGCAACAAAGAACGCUGCAAAUCCAUUUUUCAGCAACAUUCGUCAAAAUCAAGAUCUCAUUGGUGGCGUAGGUCAAAUGGAUGUGAAGGUACCGGAUGAAAUCGGUCCUGAACUCAAGACACUUGCCCCUCGAUGGCUCACCAAAGCCUGCGAAAAGGAAGACCACGGCAAGAUAGUUUCUGAUAAGUUUUUGCGUCUAGAACUGGCAGAACAGUCUCGAAUGACCAAGGCACUCUCUUCGGGUGUGUCUUGGGGGACACCAGCUCCAGGGUCUAAGGAUGUUCAGAUUGCUGGUAUCGAAAAGGGUGGUAAGAACCGGUACAAUAACAUCUGGCCUUUCGAGCACGCUAGAGUUAAGAUACAGGGACGUCCGGAGGGGGCUUGUGAUUAUGUCAAUGCAAGCCACAUCAAGUCGUCGCGAAGCAACAAACAAUAUAUCGCAUCGCAAGGCCCCCUUCCUGCUACGUUUGAGGACUUCUGGAGUGUUAUCUGGGACCAAGACGUCAGAGUAAUCGUGAUGCUCACAGCCGAGUCUGAAGGUGGUCAACUCAAGUGUCAUCCUUACUGGUCAGGCAAGGAAUAUGGCCCACUGAAGCUGAAGGCCCUUUCAGAGAAAAAGGUCGCUUUGUCGCACAGCAGAAGCCGUUCACCCAAAGAUAGCCGCGAUUCCGGUCGUAGACGAGCAAAUACCACUGCCGAGACAGCACCACCACCUCCCCCAACAGAAACGCCCCAUGCCAUCAUACGGAAAUUCACAUUGUCCCAUUCCGCCCACCCGUUCUCUCCCAUGCGGGAAAUCACGCAGGUGCAUUACUCAUCAUGGCCAGACUUCGGAGCCCCUGCAAGUCCAGGCCAGCUAUUGGGUCUAGUUGAGCUUAGCAAUGUUAUACAGCGAGCCUCUACAGCACCGACAGAAUCGACCCGCUCCGAUGAUCCAGAAUCUGGGGAGACAUCCAGGCCAAUGCUUGUUCAUUGCAGUGCUGGUUGUGGACGCACAGGCACAUUCUGUACGAUUGACACAGUUAUUGACAUGCUCAAGCGUCAGCGGAAAGAGGCCAAGAGCGGAGUCACUCCCAUGGAUAUCGGUUCUUCGGGUGGAGAUUACAUGAGUUCAAGGGGCGUAUCGGGAGACUGGGUUUUCGACCAAGAUAUAGAUCUUGUAGAGAAGACGGUUGAGGAUUUCCGAGGCCAGAGACUAAGCAUGGUUCAGAGUCUGCGGCAAUACGUUCUAUGCUACGAAACAGUACUAGAAUGGCUUUCACAGCAACAUUUCGGAACAGGAAGGACUGGCCGCGAUCGCAGUGGGAGCGAUAGUGGAUUCGAAAGGAGAAGUUCGUGAAGUAAUUCUGGCCACUUCAUCUAUACGGAAGGUUGUUUCAUGAACAUACGGUGGGAAAGAGCAAGCAAUCGGAACGCAAAUACAAAACUGCGUACACAAAAACUCAAUUCAAGUAUUGCAUAUUGGCAUAGAUUGGCGCGCAACACGCAUUACAAGCGAACAGACGGGACGGGGCAGGAUGUGCGGAAAUGAGAGACGGGGCUUACGAAUGCAUCAUGAUAAUGAGUUUCUGGAUUUCGAGCGGUUGGCAAGCGAGGCAUGGCGUGGUGAAGUUGGGCAUACAUACAGCAUUCUUGCAUGGCGAUGGUGUUUGGGAGUCUUCUUUUUUAUUGAUUUUGGCCUCUCCGGAAGGAAAGUGGUGUGUGUGUGGCUUGAGUGCUUUGUUUACAUGCGGGAUCGGAAGCGAGAGCGGCGGGGGAUGCUGGGUAUGGGUCAUUAGAUACAUGAGUGUGCCAUUGAUGGGUGGCCCAUGAGAAUCGAGAAUGAAAUAAGAAAUAAGCACAAUCCAACAAACUUGAUCUCCGUUAUGCUGUCCUACCACCCUCUUCUCCCUUGGGUCUUCACUCUCGCUCUUCCGGGUAAUAGAGCAUCGGGAGAAGCCACGUCGUUGACCUUGGCACAUCGAUGCCUAGCCCUAGCUGAUCGACAGGCAACAUCUUAAGCCGCACAUUCAAGUUGUACAUUCAACUCGUAAAAUCACUACCUCAAUCACUAGAGAUCCAUCACGUUAUCAAAUCGAUGCAAGUCCCGUGCACCUGGCUUACCAAGUCUUUAUCGCCGCUCUCGUUUCUAUGGCAUCUUUUACGUCCGCGGCGUAGACCUUUCGGUCACCGUUCUCGAGGUAUCAAUGAAUCCAGCCGAUCCGUACUUUUCGAGUGUUCCUGUCGAGAUACAUCUGCACAUUCUCAAGCUUCUUCCUGCCUUGCCAUCUCUCCACAAUCUUAACAAAAGCUCGCCUUCUGUCUUCCCAGUAUUUGAAGAGUACGGCGCCGAAAUCACAGAGACUAUCAUAUCUCACAGCAUACCUACCCGCGCAGUUCCAAAAUUUGAUCUGUAUUGUUAUCCUGGUCCGAUUAAACUUGAUCCCCUCGCUGUCGCUGGAGGACUUCACGGCUGUGUUUCUGCGACGUGAUGGUUACUUACUGUUCAAACUACGUCAACGGUCCUACAAUUUUCCAGGUGUAUCCCAACGAACCGAGGGGAAGCUCCUGAUUCUCCUCAGAACACAAGCUGAUCUGACUUCCCAAUAUGGAGAGAGGUUGCAGAGUUAUAUACUCAGAACUUGAAACACGUCGUCAGGACAGCUACAAGUAAUAGUCAAACGGUAUUCAGUACGCUUAACCCGGUCAAGGACAGUAGGAAGAAAUUGGGAAAUUGGGAUGAUUGAGUGACUUUCAUAUAAACUGGUGUGGCAAGGGGUACCAGCUGAUCAAGACACGGACAAAGAUAACUCGCCUAAGACAGCGAUAUUUACUAGCUCUUGCUGAGCCAUAAAAUUCAACUCGGAAUAAACACAGUCUCUAGAGCGAGCGUCUGGGCAGGGAGACCCGAACAUUGACAGUUUACAAAAACGUGGGAUCCUGACUUGCACA